Molecule: messenger RNA, 1531 nt
Organism: Stegastes partitus (bicolor damselfish)
Lineage: Eukaryota; Metazoa; Chordata; Actinopteri; Pomacentridae
Gene: drc2
Product: dynein regulatory complex subunit 2
Exons: 8
Coding region: 1-1356 (451 amino acids)
Biological process (GO): regulation of cilium movement; cilium-dependent cell motility; axonemal dynein complex assembly
Cellular component (GO): axonemal dynein complex; axoneme
Source: RefSeq, a predicted model, not a curated record
AUGCCAAAGAAAACCAAGAAAGGUGGCGGUAAGACGGAGGAGGAGAGGCUGGUGCACCAGCAGCAGAGAGCUCAGGCCGAGGAGGAGAUGGCCAAGAAGAAGGAGGAGACGCUCACACUGUUCCUGAAGGACAAGCUGCAGAAGGAGGAGAGGAACACGGCGGUGAACCAGCUGAAGCUGAGCGAAAGCUGGAGGAUGAUCCUCUGUCAGACUCGAGCCGCCGAGCUCCACCGAGACGCCGCUGUACAGCAGCAGACAUUCGAGAGGCAAAUGGACGAGCUGAACAUCAUCAUCCAGAGAGUGGCGGCCGACCUGCAGGAGGUGGAGCGUCAGUCAGCGCAUGCUCAGCGCUCCCACCUGCAGCAGGUGGAGCAGCUGUUGGCGCAGCAGGACCGACGGCUGCAGCGCCUGCAGGAGCAGUGGGAUGACUGCAUGCAGGACCUGAAGUCCACUCUCAGCGCUGAGAGGAAACAGAUGCUGAGCCAGUGUGAGCAGCAGCAGGUCAAACUGCAGAACCUGGCGCUGUCUGCAGAGCAGAGGCACAGGGACUCGAUGAGGGAAAUCCACAAGCUGAAGAAAGGAGACCAACGUGACUCGAGUCUGAGAGGUUUAACUAGUUUCAGUUUUGCGUCUUCGUCUGUUGGACAGAUGACAGCUUCAGAGGAAUACCAGAAGCUGAAGGACGCUAAUCUGCAGCACACGAAGGCUCUGCAGCAGAAAACCCAGGAGCUUGAUGAGCUGGAACAGAACCUCUCCAAAACCCGGAAGGGCUUCAGCAGCCAGGCGGAGGAGGAGAACAAGCUGCUGGAGAAGGAGAUGGCCUGUAAGGCAGGAUGCACCUUGAUGGAAAGAGACCUGGAAGCCAAUGUGAGCCAUCAGUGUUACCAGCUCCGGAAUCAGCUGAGCCGAGCUUGCAUGGAGGCGAGGAGGCGGCUCACCGAGUUCAGCGUCCUCGACGAAAACGCCGCCGACGAGCUGCAGGCCGUCACAGCCAAGGCCGAGAAGGUUCUGCUUGUUGCUGAGAUGUGCUGCAAGCUGCAGAGUGUCUCGUCAUCUUCAUCACGUCCCACAGAGGAGCACAGAAACAAGGAGGCCUGUGAGUUCCUGGAGCUGCAGCCGCUGAUGCAGCGACUGAACGCCGCAGUGCUGCAGCGACAAAUCCUGAAGAAACAUGAAGAGGAUCUGAGCCGAGAGAAUGAGCAGCUGGAGCUCCUGUUGCUUCACCUCGACGACGCCAUCGACGGACGCCGCGCUCUGCUCACCGUGUCCCAGGCCCCGACCACAAGCAUCCCAGCGGCCGCCGACAGACGCCACAACGUCAUCGAGGCUGUCCACGCCGUCAAACACUCUCUGUAGCGCUCUGACCUCUGACCUCAGCGAUCAACUCAGCUGUGAAUGUUCUGACUGAGGUUCCUGCAGUUUGUUACGAACGUAGAGCAAAAGAACGAACCUGAGAAAAACAUACGAAGAGUGAAAUUUGAUGUUUUUGUUGUUAACUUGGAUUUUAAAUUAAAUCCUGAGUGAAAUUAAA